Molecule: messenger RNA, 792 nt
Organism: Papaver somniferum (opium poppy)
Lineage: Eukaryota; Viridiplantae; Streptophyta; Magnoliopsida; Ranunculales; Papaveraceae
Product: pentatricopeptide repeat-containing protein At5g66520-like
Exons: 1
Coding region: 1-792 (263 amino acids)
Biological process (GO): RNA modification
Molecular function (GO): RNA binding; protein binding
Source: RefSeq, a predicted model, not a curated record
AUGUUUGAUGAAAUGCUUGAAAGAGAUGUUGCUACUUGGACUACACUGGUUUCUUGUUGUGCUAAUCAUGGCUCAAUGGAAACUGCUUGUGAGUUGUUCAAGGAAAUGUCUGAGAAGAGUGUUGUUUCGUUUAGUGCGAUGAUUACAGGUUUUGUUAGAAAGGGACGGUUUAACGAAGCAUUGGAAUUAUUUCGUGAGUUACAGAUUCAAGGGUUGGAUCCUAAUGAUUCUACUGUUAUGGGUGUCAUUUCUGCUUCUGCUAAUUUAGGUAGUUUAGAUACUGGUAAAUGGAUUCAUUCUUAUAUUAGGAAUAAGAAAGGAAAUCGAUUGGAUAGUCGGAUCGAUAUGAAGUGUGGGAGCGUCGAAGAUGCGAUACUUUUGUUUAAAGGGGUUAAGGAGAAGCUUGUGGGAGAAUGGACAGCAAUGAUUUCUGGCAUGGCAAUGCAUGGUUUUGGAGAGAGAUCUGUUAAAUUGUUCGAAAACAUGGUGGAAUUGGGUGUUAAGCCUAAUGCAAUCACAUUUGUUGGUCUCUUAUCUGGUUGCACUCAUGCAGGAUUUGUCAAGGAAGGGUUAAUGUAUUUCAAGAGAAUGAAACCCGAGUUCGGGAUUGAACCCACAAUUGAACACUUCGGUUGUGUGGUCGAUUUUCUAAGCCGGGCAGGAUUGAUUGCACAAGCAGUUGAGUUCGUGAACAAUAUGCCAUUGAAAACUAAUGCUGCUAUAUGGGGUGCACUUUUAAACGCAUGUAGAGUUCAUAAGAAUGUCGAAGUGGGAGAGUUAGCAGCGAGAUAG